Messenger RNA from Brassicogethes aeneus, 1388 nucleotides. The record is from the annotation of a GenBank genome assembly. Lineage: Eukaryota; Metazoa; Arthropoda; Insecta; Coleoptera; Nitidulidae.
CUGGAGUUGAGUUAGUUCAGCCUGGAAGUUGCUUUCAAUCGCAUCCAGAUACCACUUGCGAACGUUCGGUCCCAGCUACGCCCACUACGCGUUUGUUUCGUUAUUUUACGCGCCAAAAUACGCUUCAAAUAUUGUGAGUUUUUGUGAAUUUUGUGGCAGUGAAAUGUUUGCAAACAUGAUUCGCUACCUUUUUGCAACAUUUUUAUUUGGUGGUCCAUCGAUGUGCCUACGAUUGACCAACAUGACCGCACCUUCGAUCCAGGACCCGCGCGAGCAGAUGCAGCUUUACUGCAAAUUCGACAUGGGCGGGGAGGAUCUCUACGCAGUCAAAUGGUACAAGGACGAUCACGAGUUUUUCAGAUACGCGCCGUCAGGUCCUAACAACUACGUGCAAUACCCCGUGUCCGGCGUUACCGUAGACACGACCAGAUCGCAUUGCACACGCGACACUUGCGAAUUGAUGCUGAUCGAUCUCCAGAGGCCCUACAGUUCCGGGGCUUACAGGUGCGAGGUGUCCAGCGAAGCCCCCGCCUUCAGACUUGCCUCGCAGACCUUCAACAUCACCGUAGCAGCAAUUCCAAAACAUCCGCCACUAAUAGACGGUCUAGCCGAUACUUAUACCACUGGAUCUAUGCUUCUUGCCACUUGCACCUCAGGUUUAGGCGACCCCAAACCUAGGAUUACCUGGUUCGUCAAUAAUAAAAUGGCGCCGAUAAACCAAGUAAAAGAUCUGCCUUCGAAGCCGGCACAACCUGAUACAACUGGUAAUAGCAACAUCAUGCUGAAACAGAGCAUUUCGCAGCUGAGAAUCCCGCUGGAUAAAAAGUACACCGGCACUCAACCGUCGACUUCCUUGGAGGUAAGAUGCGUGUCUUCGGUGGACGGUAUAAAUUCAAACAUAGCCCCGCAUUUAUCCGCAACCAGAAACAUCAUGAUCAUGGAUGAAAAUCAGUUGGUUAACAACCAAAAGUUUCAUUGGCCAUCAUGUUCAAUUAAAGUGAGCCUUACUGGUUGCCUGCCAGUGCUGGCAAUAUUUGUCUAUCUGUUUGCGUGUUAAAAUUUAAAAACAUGGUGUGAUAUCAGACUGGUUUAACUUUUAGGUAUUAAUUAAUUACAGUAUAAUAUUGAUAAGAUAACAUAAAAAUCAUAUCAUCUAACUCUCCUACCCUUAGACCAAACGUAUAUAUGUGAUAGAUUGGUUUCAAAAUGAUAAAACUGAAAAUUAACUCAAAUCAAAUUCGAAUUUUUUCACGUACAGGGUAUUUCGUAACCGCUGUCCAUUUUAACAGAUGAUAAAUAAUUUUCUACCACCCUGUAUAUUGUCAAUUAUUAACAAAAAUUGUAAUUGCAUUAAUUUUCAGUUUUUCUUUAAGUAAUUUUUAUUGUUC